This is a messenger RNA of Colletotrichum tamarilloi, 294 nucleotides long. RefSeq lists its product as uncharacterized. The record is from RefSeq and is a predicted model, not a curated record. Bases 1 to 294 code for a protein of 97 amino acids. Lineage: Eukaryota; Fungi; Ascomycota; Sordariomycetes; Glomerellales; Glomerellaceae. The transcript has 2 exons.
AUGGCUCCUAUCGAACGCAAAAGUGAUGACGCGACACAAGUGGACCGUUGUUCUCCAUCGUGGGGUGACACAUGGAGUCGUGAUUUGCUCGGGGCUUUCGAGAGAGAGGAGGCAGCCCUCGACGACCAAGUCAAUUCAACACAGUCUGAUAGGGCAGUAUACAGCCGUGAUUAUGAGGUCUCGUCGGAGGGUAACGACCAGAACGGCGUUGACGUGGAGACUAGAUACCUACUCCUGCGCUUUCUCUACGCAGACUCGCCGGUGCUUGCUUCAGAUGAUGAAGACGAGCUCUAA